ACGCCGAGUCGUCGUUCCAUUCGAGGCCGGAAGACUCCAUCAGACUCGCGUUGGGUGAGGGCAGCGUCGAGUCUAUGGAUCCCGUAUGCCGCCGCCGCCCUCUUCCGCUCGUGUGCCACCGAGCAGUCUUCUCCCCCGCGCACUUCCCUCCUACGCGUGUGUCUUCUCCGGCGCUCAUCAAUCUCCUGCGUGCGCUGGGGAGGUGAAGCCGCCGUUGUCGCCAAAAUUUCCAGGAAACACGCCUCUUUCAGGCUCCGUCCCCUCCAACCCUCCCGUUAAUCUCCCACAAUCUGCUGUCCAUCUCCCAUCGAGGUUCAUAUUCAGGUGCGUCCAUACCUCCCUUCGAUUCCAUCUCCUCCCCAUCAACUGUGACCGCAGAGAUCUCCUAAUCUUCUCACUAAUAAAUCGAUUAAAAAAGACUUAAUGGACGGCGAGGCAAAAGCACCCCUAGAACCCGUCCUCCAUCCGUCCAUGCUGCUGGGACCUGUGGUCCGGUCACCCGACCUGCUGACCCACGCUCAAGCUGGAGGCAUCGGUGUUCCUCAAGUUGCUGGUGUUCUUCGAACUAGUGCUUCUCCCGUUGGUGGAUGGUGGUCAACGUCAUCUCCUCUACUGGAUAAGUUAGAUAAGUGGAUCUGUUGAUUAUAGAUGUUUUUUUUUUUGCUCAGUCUAUUGAGAUCUGCAAGGAAUUUGAUAUUCUUCCUUUUUUUCUAUUUGACAUAUGAAUCUUAAUGUAUUGAAAUUAGAAUAUAUACCUUGGUGUUAAUUUGACAGAGAAGCUACUGCAACUACUUUUGUGACCAACGUUAUUUCCUUUCUCUAUGAAUGCUUUUUAGUUCUUUUCUGGUAGUUCACAUAGUUGGCUGUUUUUUUGCAUCUUAAUUGUUUUAUAUAUUGUAAUGGAUGAUUAAGGCUAUUAUCUAAACUUUCAUCAAUGUUCUGUGGAGUAUGUUUGUCGGUUCAAUGAUAUACUAUAUGCGAAUGUGAUUCGAUAUAUAUCCAGUAUAUACUAGAAGUGAAUGUUUACAGUGCCAGUUUACUUGCUGGAAUGUGUUCCUCGUAUGAAAUUGUUGGUCGCCUGUGAGAGGUGUAAGUGUAUGGUGGAUCACACGUGAUAUGCCAUAGUAGAUCAAUUUGUUUUGUGCUGCAUAAUAAAUGUUUUUAUCUGUAGAAACUACUAUUACAAACUUUGCAUUGGAAGUAUGGUUUCUUAAGAUGGAGUCUAUGAGGUAUGGACUCUAUGAUAGAGUCAUGCAUUGUGAGUGCUCUCAUGAAACUUUGGGAAUAAACUGGACAAAUCAUUUAGCCUUUUAGCUGGUUCCCAAGGUGGUUUUAAUUUGUUGCUAUACGUAUUUUCUGAAGUAAUAAAUCUAACUUAAUACUAUCUGAAAAUUCAUAGAAGAUUAGUCCUCGGUACAUGGAAGGAACGAACAGGAUUAGACCUCGGUGUAAUGUAAAAACAAAAUCUUGUUUGCGGUCCCCUGGUCUGUCUAAAAUGAGACAACAACAUCAUGUGUAGUGUACAACUGGAGCAUAUUCCUUCCUGCCAUGAUCGGAGACCUUGAUGACACGAAAAAGAUUUGUUGCAAAAGCUGAAGACACACCUGUGGUGCUUUUCUUCUUUGGUACGUUAUGCGUGCAUACGUGCCCCAUAAAACGUAUCCAAAAAUUUAGUUAGGCGCCUAGCUAGCUAGCAGCUUUUGAAGAACAUCUCGUCGUCGUCACGUAGCUAUCAUCCAUGGCUCCAAAUCAGAUGACGCCGGAGACGGGAGGACACGCUUCAGCGGAGGAGGAGCCACCGCCGCGGCCCAAGGGCAUCCUGGAACGGAUGCACAAGUACCUCCUCCUGCUUGCCAUCCUCGCCGCCACGGUCACCUACAACGCCGGCCUCAGCCCCCCCGGCGGAGUCUGGGCUGACGACGCCGAUGGCCACCUCGCCGGCGACCCCGUCCUGCAGGCACACUACGCGGCGCGGUACAACGUGUUCUUCUACUGCAACGCGACGGCGUUCGUGGCGUCGCUGGUGAUCAUCAUGCUGCUGCUGAGCAGCACCUUCAGCUUCCACGGGUACCGCGUCCGCGCGCUGCAGGCGGCCAUGGUGCUGGACCUGCUGGGGCUCAUGGGCGCCUUCACGGCGGGGAGCUGCCGGAAGGUCAGGACGUCGGCGUACAUCGUGGCGCUCGCCUGCGCCUGCGUCGCCUACCUCGUCGCGCACCUGCUGCUGCACUUCUGGGUCCGGAGCAGCCGCUGCCCGUCCACCCGCCGGGAGGUCACCGAGCUGCUCAACCUGCAUCGCCUCUGCCCCUGUUGCUGCUGCUGCUGUGGCCGGAGUGACGACGGCGGCGCUGCCGCGCAAGAUGCUCCCAGAGGGACGACACGCGCACGCGUGUGAUUGUCAGGUUAUUGUGCGAGUGAAAUAUGCCUCAUGACAAGACAUUUGGUCCAUGCUUUGACUGUUAAGGGUCAAAUAUACUCCGGCUGGAGUUUUAUAACUCCGACACAUAGUGCUAUGUAUGAGAGUACACAUACAUUUAUUUAUUACAAUAGAUAAAUGAGAAUAAAAAAAAAGAGGUGACAAAGGAAUCA
Molecule: messenger RNA, 2586 nt
Organism: Sorghum bicolor (sorghum)
Lineage: Eukaryota; Viridiplantae; Streptophyta; Magnoliopsida; Poales; Poaceae
Exons: 2
Coding region: 1739-2392 (217 amino acids)
Source: RefSeq, a predicted model, not a curated record